Messenger RNA from Magnolia sinica, 835 nucleotides. Its product is annotated as bifunctional adenosine 5'-phosphosulfate phosphorylase/adenylylsulfatase HINT4. The transcript is spliced from 6 exons. The coding region runs from base 195 to 644 and encodes 149 amino acids. Gene Ontology annotation, molecular function: catalytic activity. The record is from RefSeq and is a predicted model, not a curated record. Lineage: Eukaryota; Viridiplantae; Streptophyta; Magnoliopsida; Magnoliales; Magnoliaceae.
ACAGGCGACAGUGGGACUGAUGGGUGGAAAGGUCGGGUUCGCCGCCAGACGAUGAAGGCUGCUUUGAUCAACGGCCCAAAUCUCUCACACGCUUGUGUCGAGAACCGCGACGUGCAUCUCACUCGAGUCUCCUCCUUGCUACAGAAGAAGGUCGGAACUCCGACGCGCGCAGCGUAUUAGUUCGGGCAGUGCAGAUGGCGGGUGCAGUAGCUGGGCCGUGCCUCUUCUGCCAAAUUGCCCGAUCUUCCACUUCUAACCCUCUCCUCUACACCGAUGAAAAGGUCGUUGCUUUUCAAGAUAUUAACCCUUCGGCAUUCAGGCACUAUCUGGUUAUUCCUGUGGAGCAUAUAUCAACCGUCAAGGAUCUCCAAAGAAGAAGUGAAGAUUAUCAUUUGGUGAGCCACAUGUUGAAUGUCGGACAAACUCUGUUGCAAAAAGAUGCACCUGGAUGUAGGCAUUAUAGGUUUGGGUUUCAUCAGCCUCCAUUCAACAGCGUCAACCAUCUCCAUCUUCAUUGUUUAGCACUUCCCUUCAUGCCAAGAUGGAAGCAUUUAAAGUAUGUAUCUUUGGGAUCUCUUGGUGCAUUCAUAGAGGCUGAGAAGCUGUUGGAGAAGAUAAAGCCAUCGACAGUGGUGCACUCAUAGCUAAUGGUUGACUGCUCUGCUGUGGGUUUGAUCCUUCUCAAACUGUCUGGUUCAGGGUUCAGUCUGACCUAAUUUUCCCUCUACAUGUUUUUUUAAAAGAUUUCUCUCUACAAAAUUAUAAAGGUUCUCGUGGAAAAAUGCUUCUUGAAUGUCUGAAAUCUUAUCACCAUUUAAUAAUUUUCUUGUUUCUA